GAGACCAUCCUGCAUAGUGUGAGGUGUGUAAGACGAAAGGUACUGGAGCCAGAAAAGGAUGUCGAAGGUGCCAUAUAUGUGGGUAGGUGGUGGAAGUUAAAAACAGUGCAAGUUCUGAUACCCAUUCUUUUCAGUCUACACGUGUUUACUACAUAAUGUAUUCUCUCAAUUACAUAGAGUAUUGAAAGCAUUUGUCUGUAAACUAGGAAUAAUGCAUUAUCUCUUGGUUAUUCCAUGUAGGUACACGGCUGAGUGAACGCAAUCACAGCUACUACCCAACCUUCAGGAAGCAAUACAGAUACCCUUAUCAAAAGAAGUUGCUCAAGGAAGAAUUGCCGACAAUGAAGGCUUUAGAAGAGGAAGAAAGACCUACCUAUUUCCGAAGAAUAAGCAAGGAAAUUCUCUGCUGGGGUUAUCAGUUCUUUAUAGGCCUUAUCCCCUCUAUGGAUAUGAUGUUCUCAGGGACUCCGUCUUUGAUGCUA
Messenger RNA from Pocillopora meandrina, 482 nucleotides. Lineage: Eukaryota; Metazoa; Cnidaria; Anthozoa; Scleractinia; Pocilloporidae. The record is from the annotation of a GenBank genome assembly.